AUGUGCGUCUGCAACCCCUCUCCGGGCUGCGCUCGAGUGCUUGCCCCUAGACAUUUGCAGCAGCAGCAGGAGCAGCGGCAUCAGCGGAGACCAGGGAGCAGCCGGAGCAGGGAGACAAAGAGAGAGCGAGAGAGAGAGGGAGGGGGGGUGACACGGCCAGCCACUGAGCUUUCCUUCAACCUCCUGCUUGUGGUACUCGUGGCCUGUGGCCUAGCCCUGCUGGCACUCUGUGCCUUUGCCUCCUGGAAGCUGUGCUGGGUGCCCUGGCGGAACAAGGCCCUGCCCACCUCUGCUGCCACCACCGCCCUCCUCCCGGCUUGCAGGCCCGAGGGGGCUGCAGCCGCCGACGACUGCUCCCCGCAAGUCCACCGGCCCCCGGUCGACACCAUGGCGACAGAGAAGCUGAAGGACCCCGCGGGACCCGCCGGCUUCCUGGAGGCAGCAGUGAAGAUUAGCCACACGUCGCCAGACAUCCCGGCUGAGGUCCAGCUCUCCAUGCGAGACCAUAUCCUGCGGCGCACGCAGCGCAUGCAGAGGCAGACCACCGAGCCGGCGUCCUCCACAAGACACAGUUCCUUUAAGAGGCACCUCCCUCGCCAAAUGCAGGUCUCCAGUCUGGACCUGGGCAAUGACUAUGUGGAUGUGGAUGAGCAGCCCACGAGCAUCGGGCGCAUUAAGCCUGAGCUUUACAAGCAGAAGACUCAAGAGGCCGAGGAGGCCUCCAAGGCCAGUGGCAAGACCUGCGGCAAGAUCAACUUCUCCCUCAGGUACGACUAUGAGAACGAGGUUCUCCUAGUCAACAUCCUCAAGGCCUUCGACUUGCCCGCCAAGGACUUGUGUGGGAGCUCUGACCCCUAUGUCAAGAUCUACCUGCUGCCUGACCGUAAGCAAAAGUAUCAGACUCGUGUGCACCGCAAGACGCUCAAUCCCACGUUCAACGAGUCCUUCCAGUUCCCUGUACCCUACGAUGACCUGGGCAGCAGGAAGCUCCACCUGAGUGUCUUCGACUUUGACCGCUUUUCUCGGCACGACAUGAUUGGAGAGGUGAUACUGGACAACCUCUUUGAGAUGUCAGACCUGUCCAGGGAGACAUCCAUCUGGAAGGACAUUCAAUACGCCACCACAGAGAGUGUGGACCUGGGGGAGAUCAUGUUCUCGCUGUGCUACCUGCCCACUGCGGGGAGGCUCACGCUCACUGUCAUCAAGUGCAGGAACCUGAAGGCCAUGGACAUCACUGGAUACUCAGACCCCUAUGUUAAGGUGUCCUUGAUUUGCGACGGGAGGCGUCUGAAGAAGAAGAAGACCACCAUCAAGAAGAACACGCUGAACCCCGUCUACAACGAGGCCAUCAUCUUCGACAUCCCUCCCGACAGCAUGGACCAGGUCACCCUGCACAUCUCCGUUAUGGACUAUGACAUGGUAGGUCACAAUGAGAUCAUUGGGGUGAGCCGUGUCGGGUGCAGCGCCGAGGGUCUGGGCAGAGACCACUGGAACGAGAUGCUCGCCUACCCCCGCAAGCCAAUCGCUCACUGGCACCCCCUGCUGGAAGCCAAGAAAUCAGAAAAGGAGGCCACAAACUCAUUGGCCCAUGUGUGGAAGGCCCGCACCGCCAGCUUCGACAGCCAGGGAUCCUGUCCGUCCCCGAAACCUCCUUCCAGUCCCUGAGACGGGCCGGCGGGCUUCAACCCCCCUCCCAACCCUAGCGUCCGUCAGCUCCGCUUUGGGCUCCGCGGACCCGGUGUCUGUGCGUCCACCUGAGAAACCCGCCACCCCCUCGUCUGCACGUCUUUAGGGUGGACAGGCAGCGCUCCAAGCGCUAAUUCUCGAUCAGUGAUCAAUUCAUUUGUUUUGGCCAAAAAAGGCUAUGGCUUGUGUCGAUGUUGGGCCAGCUGAUCCAGCAUCAGCGCUUGGGCCUUGAGUGCUACCGAAGCCGUAAUCCUUGGCGUGCUUAAAGCGCCGUCUCAGCAUUCCCAGAGCUUUUGGCAUCUGGGUCAAACAGGAGAUUUAGGAUUUUCAAGGGCAUUUCCAAGCAGAGACUAUUUAUGACCCGUUCUAGGGGCUGGAGAGCCCAAAGUUCUGACCGGUUCAGCGUUUCGCUCAGAAUUUCCUCUCGAAAGGUGGUCAGAGGACAGAAGGAAGUGGAAAACGAAACAAGGGCAGGUGGAGGCCAACAAAGCCUCUUCCAAGUACUUCACCGAUCUGUAGCACAAUAGCAGGUGAAGUCUGGGGAAAAUUGCUAUGGAGAAUUCAGGUGAUUUCCUUCUGAAGUAUCGGUGUAAUUUUACGUGAAGUAUACAGUUACACAAGCUUUUUUCUCCAAAUACGGAGACCUAAGGAAGUCUCAGAGCUCACAAGCGUGAACAUUUUGCGAGAAGCACCGUGUACCUUACUGUAGUAAACCACCCAUCUGCUCUGUUGCUCUCAGAAAGAGUGAUGGGACGCCCUGGAAAUGGCAUUUUAUUUGUUACAAAAUUAAACCCCACGUUUUUAUUAGCCAAGCAAAAUUGUGCGGAGUCGCGUUUCCCAAGAUGAUAGGAGGAAGGUGAGCCAACUAAAUGCGCUUGAUACACUUGUAAAUUGCCGCAAUCAAUUCCAUAUGAAGAUUAACGACUCAUUCAACAGGACUUUUCAAACUAAUGUCAGGCUAUAAAUAAAUGUCAGACGCAGACCCAGUUGGGUCAUUUAGCGCAAGACACUUUUUACUCAAAAAGGCAGAAAUACAUAUUUAAAAGUAUCCUCUCCUCAUAAGAUUUUUUUUUAAUCUAUCAGUCACGGUAUGAAAUCAAUGACAAUAAAAUUUUCCCGGGCAGUUUCUGCUCAUUAGCUCUGUCGUUGCCAAAGCUACUCUUUCCCCUUGCUGCUUCAGACUGUUGAAACACUCACUGAGGUCUUGUUUUACUGUGUGUGCAGCCGUUCACCUCAGAGCCUCUCUUCUUUUUUCAUUGCAACGACAGCAACACUGGAUCAUAGUGACAUACAGAGAAAAGCAAAGGCAAAAACAGAGUAAUUCUGGAUAUGCAUACAAGAGAACUACAAGUGUGGACCACAACCCCUAAGUAGUAUUAAGUUAAGAGUAAAAAAUUAUUAAAAAAAAAACUGACACAGGAGACAGAAAGAUUUCAGUUAAUGAACAAACUGAUUUUCCCUUUAGUAUAAUUUUUCAGCAUAUUAAAAUCGUCCAGCUCAUCGUAUUAACGUCCAGAGUGAUAAUUUUAACUUGAAACUUAAUUUCACGACAAUUGCUACCCCAGAAAAAGCCUGUCAUAUUGUCACACAGCUAGAACAUGGGACCCAGUGAGGUGAAAAACAGAGAAAAAGAAAGAGGUAAAAACAAAAAACGUUGAUUUGUAAUCUGUUAUGGUCCUACUGUGUUCAUUUCGGACAGACGUUUGGAAAGUUGUACUUGCCUUCAGAUGAUUAUGUUAUGAAAGCCGUCAACACUGGAACUGCAAAAACUCCAAAGCCAAAUCGUGAUCAAAGUUUCUUACAGACUGUAUGAUUCAACAACUUUUUGAAUAUCAACCGGAGCAGGAAAAGAGGGAGAACCAUGUGUUUUGGUUAGAAUUUUUAAGCCCUGAUAAUACACACCAAACCCUGCCAGCAAACUGACAUACCUGGAAGAUUAUGUGGGACAAUGAUGAGACACUCUUGUAUCCCAUUAAUACAAUGCAGCACUUCCUCCAAAUGGCCGUGGUGAAUAUUUAAAUGUUUGUUUUCAAAAAAUUGUUAUAGCACAGCUGUUUCCUUUUUCCCUGGGAUGGUUCAGUGAAGAAUUUUACCAUGUAAAAACGCCAUCAUACAGGUAGAUGCUUCAUUUAUGUGGAACCCGUGUUUGCUGUCAGCGCUUGACACAAUAGCUCAACGACUGUCGCCCUCUCCAGAGUCGGAUUUGCGAGAAUUUAAUCAGCACAGUGCGAAAUUCCAUUAAUUCUUCUCAAGCUUCCAAAUCUGACAUUUCCAUCUAAAGGUUGAGAAUAAUGUAGCCCCCAUGUUCUCUCUCCCAUGACAUAAUCAUAUGAUCAAUUACGAGAACUGAUGCCUUUUUCCUGAGGCUGUUGCCUUGUGUACAUUGUGUAAAAUCUUAAGCCUGGAAAGGUUGAGAAGCCGUGUAUUUCUAAUCCUCUUUAAAUAUGUUUUUUGUAGACAAUGUCUUGAUAUAAAUCAACACGUGGACCGUUUGUAACCAUUUUACACACUUAAAUGCAAAAAAUGACAAACCUUUUUGCAAGACAUUUUAUAAUGAAAGCACAACGCAAACAAAUACUAGGGAGUGGAGUCUGAGAGCAGGAUGGCGGUCUGAACUUGGGUCGGAGCAUUCGGCGUUCGACUGUUUCUACGCUGAGGUUGGUUGAGGAUGAGCGCACUUUCCUUACUGUGUCAAAACACCAUGAAGCCAUUGAUGUUCAAUACCGGUCCAUGAUCGAAGUAAUCAGAAUCAAUCAGUUCUGACUUGUAGCUAAUCCUCUGAAGGACCCUCAGCCGAGGGGCACACAUCAAUAGGGAAACCAACCUCCCAUCUGCAUAUCUGUGCAUCUGAGAGCACAAUUUCACACAACUGUUUAUUUGUGCGUCAAUGUCUCCGAAGAUAUCCAUCCCGUCUCGUAAUCUUGUGCUGGAUUGCAUAGUUGCACCAGAAAUCUUGGUGUCUGGACCCAACCCCCAAUCCGCACUUUUUGGUGUCAAACCGCUGACUGACGCAGUGCUGGAUCAAAACUCCCUUUCCGUUCCAGCAACUGCUGAGACGGCGUUCUGGGGGUAGAGGGUCGAGCAGUUGGUGUACACUGUAGAUGGGGGAGGAUUAGGAGUUACAGCAGGCGCCGGGUGCAUUAAUGAUCGCAGCUGGAUGUCAGCUCUCCUCUCUGGAGUGUUUACUGGAAAUUGGCUCCCAUCAAUAAAAAGGGCACAGCAACUACACCAACAGCCACAGAACGCACAAAAACACACUGCUGCUGUUCCCAGAACUCCUCACAGAUGCUCCAGGCAAAGUGCGGCCGACGUCUCCCCUCUCGACCCUCCUCCCCCCGAGAUGUAAAGACCGUGCGUCGGGGACGACCGUCCGGGUAGACAGGACAGCUCUGCUCUUGUGACAGCUGUGACAUUUCACUAAUUGGCAGUUGUUAGUUUGGAAAUAAACGUGACGGCUCGUUCAGCUCAGACGAUCCCCAUUAACGGUUCUGCUCGACGUCAUUGUUGAUACUUACACUGUCAUAUAUAUAUAAACUGUAACUGGGUCUGUCAUGUCUGGUUUUCUGCAGUUGGACAAAAAAACUGUUGGAGAUGAUUGUGCAUAGUGAAUGUCCCCCCUUUAUUACCCGCAGUGUGUUUGGUGGUGUUUCCUCCAUCUGGAUGACAUAGAGCGUUCAGUGGUAGACUGACUCGGCUCAACCCAUUUCGCCCGAGUCUCUUUGGGCAGUUUAAUGCUUCAACUUUCAUUGUGCGUGAUGUUUCCUAACCGGAUUCAUGUGUUCCUUGUAUUUACCAUGCAAACGACUGACUUUCCAAUUUUGUAUUGAGAAUUUGUAUUUGUAAUAUUACCGUUUGAAGCCCGUCCGUGUGUUCCGACGAAUCCACAAUAAAGCUGUG
This is a messenger RNA of Scleropages formosus (Asian bonytongue), 5583 nucleotides long. RefSeq names its product synaptotagmin VIa (gene syt6a). The record is from RefSeq and is a predicted model, not a curated record. Gene Ontology annotation, cellular component: exocytic vesicle; plasma membrane. Gene Ontology annotation, molecular function: phosphatidylserine binding; clathrin binding; calcium ion binding. The coding region runs from base 1 to 1665 and encodes 554 amino acids. Gene Ontology annotation, biological process: calcium-ion regulated exocytosis. Lineage: Eukaryota; Metazoa; Chordata; Actinopteri; Osteoglossiformes; Osteoglossidae. The transcript has 9 exons.